AUGUUCGCCCUCGCCUCCCAGGCGACUAUCGCCCCUAUCGCUGCGCCCCUCCGCGCGCGUAAGGCUCCCAAGACCGCCCUGCGCCGCGCCGCGGUCCGCGUCAACGCGUCCCCCGAUGCCAAGUCAGACAACGAUCGCGCGAUGUUCUCUCGCAGGCAGCUCGGCCUCGGUUCCGCGGCUCUGGCCUCCCUGAUGGCCACGGACAUGACCGUGGUCAACCCCGCGAUGGCCAAGAAGAUCAUCUCAGGAAAACAGGACCUCCCCGACAUCGCCGACCUCGUCAUGGUCUUCCACGGCCUCGGCUCCUACACCUACGAGAAGUGGUACAAGGAGGUCUUCUCCCCCUUCGAGGCCGGGCUGCACUCCGGCGAGGUCGGCGGCCCCGAGGUCGGCCCCGCCUUCGCCAAGGUUGUGAACCUCACCAUCCUCCGAGGCCGCAACCCCGACGCGCCCGGGGGCGAGACCGUCGCAGUGCAGAUGUUCGUCCUCAACGAGAACGCCGACCCGGCCGCGAAGGGCGCCCUCACCGCCAUCCAGAAGUUCUUCGUGGACACGGGUCCGGGCGCUAACCCGUUCUGGGCGGAGGGAAGGGACGCCGGUUGGGUCGGCACCGACCUCACGCAGUGGUCUGCGUCCGUCGGCUUUAUCCGCGGAGCCAACCCGAAGACGGGGUACCCCGACGACUGGAAGAAGGGAACCGGAGUCGGGGUGUACGACUUUGGACUCAAGAUCCCGUACGAGGAGUGGGUGCCGCAGUUCACGUCCCCCGAGAGCGACCAGCUGCACGACGCCGCCGGCGUGUUUUUCUCCGCGGUUGGCCCGGAUGAGAAAGGCACCGAGCACCAGUCCAAGUAUCGAUCGGUGCAGGUCAUCCACGCGCACAAGAACCUGAAGCAGGCGCGGGCGUUCUUGGACCGCGUCGUCAAGGCGGACGCACCCCCGUUCGACCAGAUCAAGGAUAUCCUGGACAACCCCGAGGCUAUCGCGUUGGAGGUUGUCUCCGACACGUUCUUCCCGGAGUACUUUCCCGAGAGUCUCUUUCCCAACCCGCUCCUCAACGCGUAAGGGUCUUUGAACGGGCGUCUUUGCACUCGGCGUCAACUCGUCAGAUGUGUGUAGUCUACAGUAUGUGAAAUCUCGUAGACUAUCUAAGAGUUUAUGGUGUCAAAGAAUACAACCCGGGCAACUCCAGUAACUC
Messenger RNA from Micromonas commoda, 1198 nucleotides. RefSeq lists its product with no specific name. NCBI's taxonomy places the organism in Eukaryota, Viridiplantae, Chlorophyta, Mamiellophyceae, Mamiellales, Mamiellaceae. The record is from RefSeq and is a predicted model, not a curated record. The transcript has 2 exons. Bases 1 to 1065 code for a protein of 354 amino acids.